Messenger RNA from Nicrophorus vespilloides, 912 nucleotides. RefSeq names its product general odorant-binding protein 99a-like. The record is from RefSeq and is a predicted model, not a curated record. The transcript is spliced from 2 exons. Gene Ontology annotation, molecular function: odorant binding. Gene Ontology annotation, biological process: sensory perception of smell. Lineage: Eukaryota; Metazoa; Arthropoda; Insecta; Coleoptera; Silphidae. Bases 446 to 853 code for a protein of 135 amino acids.
AAAAUGACUUGAAAUUAUGUAAUAAAUUAUUUGAAUUUGCUAACAAACAUCAACGUUAACACAUGAGCAACAUCGGAAGGAUCAUUAAACAACUAAAUCUAUAUAAUCAGUUGCAUUGCGUCUCUUUAUUUGUAUAUUUCCUUGAAACUUCUGUUUGUUCUGCAACGCGAUUAAUGUUAGGAAACGCCCAUAUCAUUAUUACAAACCAAAAAAAAAACACCGAUUUUAAAUUUUCGUCUAAUUAGUGACUGACGAUGUCCGUGUUAUUAUAAAAAGCUUUGCACGCAAACCAAUUUUAUUAAUUUUCAUUUUCACCGUUAACCAUGGGGGGUUCGGACAAUGGACGUAAUCGAGAUGUCCGACCUCCAAAACUGAAUAUAAAUAGAGAUUCGAGCUCGAGAAGAAUCAAUCACAGUCUACAAGUGUUCUAACAACAAACAUCAACAUGAAAUUCAUCAUCGUUGUUCUCGUGAGCUUCAUUGCUGCCAUUCAGGCUCAUCAUUUGAGCGAGGAGCAAUUGGAGAAGUUGAAGGGUUACAAAAUGGAAUGCGUUACGUCUACCGAAGUGGAUGUGGAUUUGGUGAAGAAGGCGAAGAUGGGCGAGUUCACUGAAGAUGAUAAGUUGAAGGAAUUCCUGUUCUGCGUUGCCAAGAAAGUAGGUUUAUUGAACGAAGACGGUGAUUAUCAAGUGGAAGGUAUCAAGGAAAAGAUUGUUGCUAAGUACGGACAAGAGGCUGCCGAUGAUGUCGUUGAUGUAUGCACUCAGAAGAAAGAAUCUUCCGGACCGGAAACUAGCUUCGCUUUAGCUAAAUGCCUUCACGAAAAGUCAAAAAAACACAUUGAAUUGUCUUAAAUAUUACGCAUAUCAUUGUAUUUAAAUAAGUAUUUAAUAUUUAAUAAACAAACUCAAUA